Molecule: messenger RNA, 783 nt
Organism: Xenopus laevis (African clawed frog)
Lineage: Eukaryota; Metazoa; Chordata; Amphibia; Anura; Pipidae
Gene: arf1.S
Product: ADP ribosylation factor 1 S homeolog
Exons: 5
Coding region: 176-721 (181 amino acids)
Biological process (GO): vesicle-mediated transport
Cellular component (GO): Golgi apparatus
Molecular function (GO): GTPase activity; GTP binding
Source: RefSeq, a predicted model, not a curated record
UUGUGAUCUAAAUGGUGCAUGUUGAUUGGGCGGCGCGGUGCCACCCACGCAGGUACGCAACCGGUUCCCCUCCUAGAGUGACGCUAGCGAGCGGACGCCGCCAUUUCGUGUGAGUGAGCAGCAAAGAAGAGGCGGCGGGAGGCACAAGGAGACGGUGAUAUAUACACACACUACAAUGGGGAACAUCUUUGCCAAUCUGUUCAAAGGCCUCUUUGGUAAGAAGGAGAUGCGAAUUCUUAUGGUGGGGUUGGAUGCAGCCGGAAAGACCACCAUCCUGUACAAGCUGAAACUUGGCGAGAUUGUGACCACCAUCCCCACAAUAGGUUUUAAUGUUGAAACGGUAGAAUACAAGAACAUCAGUUUUACAGUGUGGGACGUUGGCGGUCAGGACAAAAUUCGACCUUUGUGGCGUCAUUAUUUCCAGAACACUCAGGGUCUCAUCUUUGUUGUGGACAGUAAUGAUAGAGAAAGAGUAAAUGAAGCCAGAGAGGAGUUAACAAGGAUGCUAGCAGAAGAUGAGCUGCGAGAUGCAGUACUGUUAGUGUUUGCUAAUAAGCAGGACCUUCCAAAUGCUAUGAAUGCUGCUGAAAUCACAGACAAGCUAGGCCUGCAUUCCCUUCGUCAUCGGAACUGGUACAUUCAGGCUACCUGUGCGACCAGCGGAGAUGGGCUAUAUGAGGGCUUGGACUGGCUCUCUAACCAGCUGAAGAACCAGAAGUGAUCCCCUCCCAUAUGAGUGCCCUCCAUCCCUAUGCCCCUCUCUCCCUCCCAAAUCCCAUCCUA